Molecule: messenger RNA, 5418 nt
Organism: Penaeus chinensis
Lineage: Eukaryota; Metazoa; Arthropoda; Malacostraca; Decapoda; Penaeidae
Product: fibrous sheath CABYR-binding protein-like
Exons: 4
Coding region: 139-1149 (336 amino acids)
Source: RefSeq, a predicted model, not a curated record
GAAGGCCAGAGUGACCACAGCGGCGUGGCCUUCGUCAACGAUGCGCCGUCGUCCCUGGAUAGCUCUGAGUUGUCCUCCGAAGACGUCCCCAUCCCGGUGGAGAGGCACGCGGACACCGAGAGCGACAGCGGGGUGGAAAUGACGCCGGCAGAAACUCCUCGCAAAUCCCGCAUCUACAUCGAGAAUGACUAUGAAGACCCCGCUCACGCCACCCACCCCGAGGAUCCCGCUGUUUCCGAGGACGCCGGUAAAGAGGAAAGCGAGCACAGAGUAGUCAACAGCGGCCUUGAGAGCAUGAGCAUGACCUCGCCGACUCCUGAGGUGCCACCGGAAAGUAUGCCAGUCGAGAUCACUGCCGAGGAAGACCAGGUUCCUCCUGCCAACAGUGAGGAAAUAGAAUCGGUCACUCCGCCCCUCGACGCCGCAGAGCCAGAGGAGAACAUUACCACAGUCAUCGAUAAGGUCGAGGAACCUCCCGCAGUACACGAGACGGAGGAGAAGGUGAGCGUAGUCGAGGACGUUUCUCCGAGUUCGAGUGCUGCCCCAGUGCUCGCCGAGGAUUACCCAGACUCCUACACUGAUCCUCUGGAUGUGGCCGACCUGCCUGACAUCGACGUGACGCACGAGAACUUGCCAUCCAAGGACCACCCUCUGGACAAGGGCGAGGAGGCCGGCGCUGGCCAGCCCAGUGAUCAUGCAGGUGAGGUGGCAGGGGACUCCAGCGACCUGGCGGCGAGUGACCACAUGCUGGAGGUGGAAGCAGGCACGCCUCGGGUCCUGCCUCCCCAGCAGGAGCAGGUGAGCGCCGCAGCUCCCACGACCCUCACCGUCGGAUGCAUCAUCGGCAUCGUCUUCGGCGUCCUCAUGUCUCUAGUCAUUCUCGUCGGCGUCGGAGGUUUCGUCCUGUACCAGCGACGAACUCUGAACCGCCCAAAAGCCCUCAACUCUGACCGAGGUUAUGCAGGAAGUGACUCCGGGGGAUACAUCGACGACCAAGUCCGCGUGUCAUAUGUCAACUCGCAGAUUGACACGCCAAAGGGGAGCCCAGAGGAUCUAAUCAGCCUGGACAAUGAUUCCUUCCUCAACAGCCUUGAAUCCAUGACCAUCCAGAAUCUGUGGACUGACAACAUCCGACACACGAAGUUGUAGCUGUAUCUCAAGGGACAGGCUCAUUCACAUCUUGACGAUGCCUUUGCCAGGCGUUGUCUCAUUAUGUCUUUGCUCUAAGUUGAGUUUAAGUUCUUAUUCUCAUUACUGAAACACCUUCAGAUAUGUUCUCUCAGUGAUAAGAACACUUUUAUAAAGACUUGAUGUAGAUGUUCUUUUUAGAAAUAACAGUCUCUUCCAAAGUGAUCUAAUCAUUAGAGGAUGUUGCUUACUAAAUGCGGGAAUGUGAAUUAUUAAGAAAUUCCUUCUAAAAUCAUAAAGAAUGAACCUACAUAGAUGAAAUAGAAAGGAUCCAACAUGAAAGACCUUGCUGACAGGCCAUUCUGAGGAAAUUAUGAUGUCGCAUGCAUAUUUUCAUAAUUUGAUUCAUCCACAGGAAAUAUGAUGAUAAUAUUGAAAUUGCAUAAUUAUAGUUUUUCCUAAAUAUUUCAUAUAUAUCAUUAUGAGUAUUAAUACAAGAAUUUUUCAUUUUUAAGAUGUCGUCAGUGUUUAUUACAAUUGAUGUCAAUGAAUAUGUGUUACUCUCUAAACCACCACUUUUUUCAGUGUUUUAUUCAUAGAAUAAAGUAUGUGUAGUCACCAUAUUCUGAGCACAGAAAAUUAACCUAGAAGUGCAAAUCUUCAAAGAGAAUUGAUUUUUUUUUCUUUUUUUCUUUUUUUGUGAUAUACUUGAUCGGUGAAGAUAAAUGCCAUGUAUGUCAAGCUAUGCCAGUCCGAUUGCUUUGGUUAUUAGCAUGUAAUUGUGAAAGGUGACUAGAGGCUGCGGUAGAUACAUAAGUAAAUGUGUAGAGUACAGUAUACGUCAGGAAUAUUGAUUCUUCACUCCUGGGAAUCUAAAAUUUGACACUGUAUAGUGCAGGAAAAGAUGGUGCCCAUUGCUAUAGGACAAUUUUUAUUCAAUAAUUUACACAGCAGAGAAAAGUAUGAUAUGAUUUCUGCCAGAUAGUUAGGUAUUUUAUUAGAAUUAAAUGCAAUUAACUGUGCUGUUUUAUUUUUUUAUUAUUAUUGUUUUGUCCACAUUAGAUAAACUAAAGUUGUUUGCUGUAGGUAGUUUUCAGUGUUUGAAUACGUUUUACAUAUCCAAAGGUUAUCACCGAUAGAUGCUGAGGAAUAUUACUCAAAUACCAGUUUUUAUGCUAUAAGCUUUGUUGUUCUAGCCAUUGUUGUGUGUAUUAGAAAGAUUUACUACAAAUAUUUUAGGACGUUUACAGGCUUUGAGUCCAAAUGCAGAGUCCCAGAGCAAGUUUGAUUCUCUCUGUGGGAGGUCAGUUAGGCUUUCAUCUUCAUGAUAACAGACACUUUUUUGAUAGUGCUGUCUAUAAAUUUUAUAUAUUACACCAUCCAGAACCUAUGAUUGUGUCCUACAAUGCUACACCUCCAUAAUCUUGUAGUACAGUGCUAGGAAUGAAAAAGUGUGUGUGAAUGAACGUAUGUAUGUAUGUAUGUAUAUAUGUGUGUAUGUAUAUGUAUGGAGAGAGUACACAGUGACAAAUGUCUUGAAUAGUUAUCAAUAUGGAAUAGUUUCAUAGAGUAAGAUAUUUAACUGAAUUUCAGUAUUCACUGUCUUUGUGAAUAUUGAGAUGUAACAAUUUGCAGUCUAAAGUUUUUCAUUCUUAUUCAUAAUGCUUUCAACACCGUUUGUCUGUGUGUAUGGUGUUUUUGCCGGUGGUUGUGUGUAUGUGCAUAUUUGUGUGAAAAUGUGAGUAUUUGCUGGUUUGUUCCAGGCAUAAUGUUUACCUUAGAUAGUAAGGUAUAUUAGUAAUUUAGUAUCAUUUAAGGGUUGAGAUAUAGAGAGCCACAUCGUAAGUCAUAUCUCUCCUUUUGGGGUAAAUCUGGUAAUGGCUGAGAUGGGGUAUCCAACAUCCGUGGCCAAGUGUUCAGUAUUUUAUGUAUAUAUAAAGAUUAUAUGAAGAUGACGUUACCUUAACCCUAAUAGAUCAGUGAAGUGUGCGUGCAUGCAUGUAUGUGUGCUGGGAUGUUUUAUUGCAUCUAGUAAAUUGUAAUUUGUUUUUAUUUCAUUAAAUUAUAUCAGAGUGAUUGGUUUUGCAAACAUCUCUUAUUGCAUCUCAAAAGUAAUAUUUAGAUAGAAAAAAAAAAAUACUUUCAUAUGGAAGUGAUUUAAUCAUACUAUUCCCAAACAAUUUGGAAGCUAUAAGUUGUAAUCCUAUUGUCCAAUUUAGGAAGAAAAAGGUUCUCAUAAACUGAAUUUGGUAUGUAAUUAUUAAUAUUCUUUCUGUUAUAUAUGUCUAAAUAGCUGCAAGAGAUGUGAUUUCUCUUAUUCUUAUUUUGUAAAUAGCUUUUAACAAAGACUUUAUUUCUGAAAAGAAAUUUUAAAGAUUUUUUUUAUAUAUAUCUGAAAAUCAUUAGUAUUAACAAGGGCAGAAAAUCUGUAAUUGUGGUUUAAGCAGGUCUCCCUCACAUGAAUCUGAACACUGACUUUCAUUAUUAUGUUUCUACUUAAUCUUUUUAUAUUUUUUCUCUUUAUCUGAGAUCAAAAGAGAAACUGGUUUUCAUUUUGUAAAUAGCAAUUAGACGAAUUUCAUAGUCAGUUAAUAUCUCUCCCAGUCACAAUGAAUAGAUGAAAAAUGGGAAAAAUAAAUAUAUAAUUAUAUAUACAUGUAAGAUUCAAGAAAUAAUAAAUUGCAGUGAAAAUGAAGUGAAGGGACAAAGGCAGAAUUCUCCACAGUAUCAAGUCUUCAAAUUAGUUGAUCCAGAAAGCUGUUUGUUAACCCCUUUGGCUGUACCUCGCGUUGUUCUUCAGGCUAAAACUCAUGGUACUAAAUAAAUAGAGAAAAAAAAAAAAUCCUUCUAUAUGCAUAACAUAAAAAAAAAAAAAAGGUUACUUAGAUCUUUAGUAGAGUUCACACACUGUACAGUUUUAAAUGAAGUUCAGUCCCUCAUCUUAGCCUAGUACCCAUAGCUGUACAUACUGCAAUCAUAAGUGGAUGCAAAGGAUAUUACAUGUUGAGAAAUGUACCUCAGUAAAAUGGCCCGUUGCCAAAGAGAAUUUCUCCUGCAUUGUAACUUUAAAUGAAUGUCAGUGCUCCUUCCUGUGAAAUGAUAUUUUUGUGAUAUUUGUUGAUCAUUUACCAACAAGAGAUAUAAUACUGUAACUCCGAUUAAAGUUUUCCUUAGACGAAUGAAACAAAUGAAAAUGCAUAGCAGUUCAACAGCUACUGUAAUGAUUUGUGUUAAUCCACUUCGGUGAAUUGUAAUCUCAAACCUUGUAUGUCAUCUCUCUCCAUCUUCUAAAUAGAUUCCAUAUUAUAACCAAUUCCAUAACUCUGUUACAAUAUUUCUUGACAUAAUUUAUUUGUAACCUAUAUAUGCAAAUAUAUUAUUUACUUCUACAAGGGGAGGAUUUCUUGUAUAUUACAGAAGUCACAUACUUUGUAUUAGUCUUUUUUAUUAUUCUCAAAUUUCUGAUUGCUGCAGAUUUGACAGUGAUAAAAACAACUCCUGCAAAUCCUCUUGGCAUUCUCUUGAGGAGAGUGUUGCAAUAAAUAUUUUGAAGCCAAUUUCUUCCAGUUUUCUCUUUAUAUAAUUAUAUUUUUCAUUAUUUAUGGCCUAACUCUAAUGUCCUGAUAAUCUGACCGGCUUUGGCAUCAAUGAUCUCCUAAAGCAUACAGAUCUUGUUAAUUACAGCUGACCCACACUUGGGCUCAGUUACCUACGAGCAUAUACUGGCAGUAUUUACAUUUUUUAGGAUAUUUUGAACCCUGUUACAUUCUUGAGAGCCACUGUAAUACGUAGUUAAGUGGUCUCUCUUAGCUUAUAUCCUUAAUGAUAAGCUAAACUAAAUCUUCCCCUAAAUAUCUGCUUCACUUCGGUGAGUACAAAACCCUGGGCUUCGACAUGUGAUAUUAACCCGUUCCGAAACCACCACAAACAACAGGGAUCCUUGCUGCUAAUGUGUUGGGUCAUGUAAAGUUAGAAUAAAUGCUUAAUCAUUUAUUUUCAAAAAGAUGGUAAAGAUAUGAAAAUUAAUUAGAAAAAAUAUAUAUAUAAGCAUGUAUGGCUAUUCGUGUAUUAUACAAGUUCUUUUGAGUUUACAAAAUCGAACUUUACAAAAUGAUCCAAUGCAAGAGGCAAGCUAGGAGCUACCAAUGUAUAUCUGGUGGAAGUAUUCAAUACUAUUUCUAUAUCCUGUUUUCGAUGUUUACAUGAUGUCAGUUUUCAAACCAAAGAUGUAUAGUUUUAGGAAUGAAGUUGAAAGAAAUAAAAUAUUAUGGCCUCAUGGGCAUUAUGCAA